Molecule: messenger RNA, 1525 nt
Organism: Lentinula edodes (shiitake mushroom)
Lineage: Eukaryota; Fungi; Basidiomycota; Agaricomycetes; Agaricales; Omphalotaceae
Exons: 1
Coding region: 432-1064 (210 amino acids)
Source: RefSeq, a predicted model, not a curated record
GGCUUUUUCGGAAUAAGGACAGGUCUUGAGAUGAGCGGUGGAUGGAGGGAAGAACACCAAUUUAGGCAGAGAAUCCGGGAAAAACUCAGAAAAACUCAUAAAAUUUAGUAGGAAGUUACCUAAGAAGGAAAGGGGGUGCUCGGCGCCGUGGAACGUUUUUUAAUGGGCGGGUCAGAAAUUCAAAAAAAAUUAAAUGGUGAGCCGUGGCCCUUUUCGUCGGGCACUGAUAAAGCCAGCCCUGUUAUGCUUUUCCUUCACCUCGUUCUCUCCCUCUGAGCAUCCGUCCUUCCAGCUCCAGCUCACUGUCUUAUUCCUUCUGGCCUGCUGUGCAACGGCUGAUAAUACCUGUAUCUGUUAGCAAACCCUUGGUCCUAACAUCUACUGCUCACUUAUUACCAAUACAGAAGAACGGAAGCUCACUACUGGACAGUAUGCAGGCAUCACAUUCCAAACCCGAGGUCGUCUUCUCCAGCGACGUACGCAACAUGGAUGAUUGGGCUAGACGCACCCGUAUUCCUCUUACCACGGCGGAAGCAUUAGGUGCAACUUAUGCACGUGCUCACCGCUGGCUUCAGACCCUGCGCCUGCAACUAAUCCGUAACCACAAUUGGAAGGACGUCUCUCCUUCUGAUCCCCGAAUGCUCUUCUCCCUCGAAACAUCCUCCAUUUGGCGUUCUUCCGUCGGCCUCCCGGCUGGUCCUUCCUUGCGCCUGCAGCUUCCAGUCCAUGCCAGUUCCUUUUUUUCGCCUGAACGGCGCGUUCAAUGGCAGAUGGUCUUCCAUAGUGACAUAUUCGAAUCAGUACGGAAGAUAUGUCCUCCUAUCAAUGACAUUCUUAGUCUAAUACAAUGCCUGCUCACGGGUCUCGUCACCGUCGCGUUCGAAGAACAAAUGUCCCAAGGCAUCUAUCGUACCACUCGUGGUCUUCCUCCCGCCGCUUGGGUGAAUGCUAACGAAGCCAUACUGAACGAAAUAUUCGGGACCACGCACUUCAAGGCUUUGCGGAGAGCUUGCGCUGACACGGAGAGCGCGUACAAGCUCGAAGUGUUGCCUCAUCGCCGUUAAGUAGGACAGGACUAGGCUGGAUCCAAAAACAAAGAAGGAGCUGUACGCAGCCGUCCUAAUCUUUUUGCUUUGCAUGAAUGUUUUCCACGAAACACCCUCUUGCUAAUGUUGUCGUAUGUUACUCUCCAUGGGAUUUUGUCAGUGUCGUCCUGCGUCCUUCCCACACAUCUAAUUCCUUGCUGUCUUACACUGCUUUCUGACCUUUGCAUCGUUUACUUAUCCCCUAAACUCUUUAUAUUUCUCUACGCAUCUGCUUGAUCCUAUGCACAUCUAGAUAACUUACGUCGCCGCUACGUAUACUACUCUCAUCACAUCUAAUUAUUCGCACUUCGCUCGCAUGUAUUCAUAUUUUGGUCCGUCACCUUCUAUAGUAUUGUGUCCCUAGCUAUCUCGGGAUAGUACACUACGAGUCGCUUUAGUUAUAGUACUACAGCAUAUAAAAAUGAUAACAAGCCCGGCGU